This is a messenger RNA of Dictyostelium purpureum, 378 nucleotides long. RefSeq lists its product as uncharacterized. Lineage: Eukaryota; Evosea; Eumycetozoa; Dictyosteliales; Dictyosteliaceae. The record is from RefSeq and is a predicted model, not a curated record. The annotation marks the transcript as partial. The transcript has a single exon.
UUUUUUAGUCCACAAGCACAGGUUGCAAUGAAGCAUGGUCAGCAGUAUGAAGAUGAAGCAAGAGAUUUAUUUGCAAUUGGAAAUGGUGUCAAUGUUUCAAAGGUUGGUAUUCUGUCGUACAGAUGCGAUAACAGAUUCAAAGCUUCACCAGAUGGUGUGAUAUUCAAUAAAUCAAUUAAAACACCAUUAUCUAUUGAAACGAUUGUGGAGAUAAAGUGUCCAUAUCGUGCGUUCAAAGGUAAUACCUAUAAGGGUGGUAGAACAAAGGAAGAUAUAGAGCAUGCUAAAGCAAUACCUGUUUAUUAUUUACCACAAUUGUAUGCAAAUAUGAAAUAUAGUGGUGCUCAAAUUGCAUAUUAUAUUUCUUAUGUACCCGGU